Mytilus trossulus (common blue mussel) is the source of this 852-nucleotide messenger RNA. RefSeq lists its product as uncharacterized. Lineage: Eukaryota; Metazoa; Mollusca; Bivalvia; Mytilida; Mytilidae. The transcript has 2 exons. The record is from RefSeq and is a predicted model, not a curated record. Bases 1 to 852 code for a protein of 283 amino acids.
AUGUCGUCCCAAAAAUCACCACUGUCAAAUGGAACAUUAAACGGAUAUUCACAUAAACAGGGAAAAUACAACGAUGAAGCGUCUUACACGUCAUUACAUACGCAUCGACGAUCAAGUGGAUUGUCAAACCAACCACUACUAAAACAUCUACACAACGGAACGUCCGAUUUGCCAUCAAAAAUACAAGUGCAUGCUGAUACGUCAACACAAAGACAACGACCGCUUAACGGUAGACUGAAACCAGUAGACAACCAAAUACAAAAGGACAAUAAAUUGAAUCAAUUUGAAAAUACUUUCCCUGUGAAUCGCCAAGGAACUUCAAUAUUGACAACGCCUAGCUCCUGGGAAAAACGUUUACCUGUUAACGGACAAGGAACUUUAGUUAUCACCAAAAACACUCAGACUCCAUUUCUUCUUUCUGUUGAGGAUGAAAAGGGACAUUACCGAAUUUUUGUGAAAAUUGAAAAAGAUCAAGUUAGUUUCAUAAAAUGCAUUGGAGACAAAGACGAGGUUCUGUCAUCCAUAAGGAAGAAAGGAAGUGGAAUAGAAGACGGAAAGAUUUCAUACUGGUUCAGUUAUGAUAGAGAUAAUUUAGUUCUUAAGUUUGGUAAGGGAUACCUAAUGGAAGAGACCACUAUCCUUGUUCAUGAUUUUUUGCAGGGAAUCAAACCACAGGAAGGAAAGAAAAUAAGAGAGAAUCUGUAUCCAUACUUCAAUGCAGAGGACAAAAAAUUUGUGAGAAAAUACGAACUUCUGGAUUUUGUUAAAUAUGGUAUGUAUGCUAGAUUAAAACUCACAAGUGAAUUCUAUAUAUUGUCUAACAUAUUUCUUAACGAAGAUUGCUAUGGCUGA